This is a messenger RNA of Dendronephthya gigantea, 1648 nucleotides long. Its product is annotated as hemicentin-1-like. The transcript has 5 exons. Gene Ontology annotation, molecular function: cell adhesion molecule binding. Bases 29 to 1348 code for a protein of 439 amino acids. The record is from RefSeq and is a predicted model, not a curated record. Gene Ontology annotation, cellular component: cell-cell junction. NCBI's taxonomy places the organism in Eukaryota, Metazoa, Cnidaria, Anthozoa, Malacalcyonacea, Nephtheidae. Gene Ontology annotation, biological process: cell-cell adhesion.
UGUCCAGUCACCAGCAAGUGGAAACAAAAUGACUAUGUUACCAGGAUCAACUGGCAAAAUAGUGUGGUCAUUUGAUGAUGAUUUAUCUGUUGUGUUUUCACGAUCUUGGGCUUUCACAAGUACAGACGGUUCCUUCAGUAACACUGUACUUACACGUAUAGCUGCUGAUGGUGCCGCUACAAUAUUCUUCAGCUUUCCUGUGAUUACAGUAGAAAAACCAGCAACAUUGGUUUUAAAGAACGUUAAUCGCAGCUAUGAUGGAAAAUACAAGUUCACACUCCAAGCACGUUCCGAUACUUCUUCUGAAGUUACCGUCUUCAUCGCAGAGAAACCAAAUGUGAUAUUAAGCUGUCCAAGUCUCGUCACACUAGAUGAAGGUGACAACUUCACCUGUCACUGUAAUAGUACAGGUGGAAACCCUCCUGCGAAGGUCAUCUGGUAUAAAGAUGGCAACUAUACAGGUUUUAAAAAAGAUAAUCAAACCUUGAAAAUCUCAAAUAUUAGUCGAGCAGAAAGUGGAACCUACACGUGUAAUGCCACAAGCUACCCUCAUGAAAAUUAUACAGAUGAAAAAUCAUUUGUUGUAAUAGUUAAUUUUAAACCUACGAAAACAGUAAUAAAAUUCUCACAAAACCCAGCUGUAAUUGAUGAAUCAGUAACUAUAACGUGUACGUCUGAAGGGUCUCCUCAACCAAGUUAUACCAUAUACCAUAAUGGUACCAAAGUCAGUAGUACUUGCUAUCCGUAUAGCAUACCUAAAUUGAAGUGGAAGGAUGCUGGAAGAUAUAAUUGCAUUGCAAGUAAUUUAUUGGGGAACGAUUCCGAUUCUGAUUUUUUUUACAUUGAAGAACCAAAACCCACAAUGCAGUCAAUAGGGAGCACAGCAAGUAUGAAGACGAAUCCUUUGUUCAGUUCCAUCCCCAUAUGUACGACAACCUGUACGAAUACCUGUGCGCCUACCACUACAACUACCCAAGUGCCUCUGACAGGUGAUGGAACAGAAAAAAAGCAAAAUUGUAGUGGGAAUAAUGGAACUGACUGGUAUAUCGUUGCUGUUACUUUGGUGUCUGGGAUCAUCUUCGGUAUCAUCCUUUCUUACAUUGUCUUUCGUGUCCGUUCUAAAAAUAGAAAUCGUCAACUAUCAAACCCUGAACCGGUACCUCCAACAUCUCGUGUUGAUCAAACUUACCAAGAACUGGAUCUUGCAAAAUUAAACAAAGAAGACAAUUACCAAUCGUUGAGAGGAAAUGCUGCAAGAAAUUAUGGUGUUAACGACGAGUCAAAUUACACUGAGUUGAACAAAAGCAGAGAAGUGGAAAAUAAUUAUCAAUCUUUAACUCGAAAUUAAAAUCAGGAUUGUUGACCCGUCCGUGUUCUUUUUAAGGACCAUAUGAAAUAUUUUUGCCUACAUAACUUGAGAAUCAAUAUUGUCGCAAAUCUCUUAAAAUUUGGGAUGUUAUUCACUUGAUAUAACCUUUCCGUAAUCAAGUAUCUGCCUAUGGGUGUACAGCAUUUGCCCAUUAUUAAGGGAAAAACAAUACUGAAUUACGCUUAUUGUAUACUUAAUAGUCCGCUUCUAAUUUCAAUAACAGCACUAAAAUUUCAAUUUGGCGUAGUGGAAGUUCAAUAAAGCUGGAUAAGCGCUAUC